UCUCCAGCCCAGCCGGAGCCGCUUUCCCUUGCCUGAGUCCAGAUAGAGCCCAGCAUGCCUUCAGGGACAUCCCAGUGUGAAGAUGGCUCUGCAGGAUGCCCCCAGCCCCUGGAGGAGCACUCAGGAAAAGGGCACCUAGAGAAGGGCUCUUCAGGGGACAGUGAGCGCCUGUGGAUCCCACCUGAUACCCCGAGCCGAUGUACCUGGCAGCUGGGCAGGCCCGUGGCAGACUCCCCGCAUCAUCACACAGAACCCACAGAGCUGACAAAAUCUCCAAAAAUUUUGCCAGAUAUUCUGAGGAAAAUUGGGAACACCCCCAUGGUCCGAAUCAACAAGAUCUCAAAGAAUGUGGGACUCAAGUGCGAGCUGUUGGCCAAGUGUGAGUUCUUCAAUGCGGGUGGGAGUGUGAAGGACCGCAUCAGCCUUCGAAUGAUUGAGGAUGCUGAGCGAGCUGGAACCUUGAAGCCUGGGGACACGAUCAUUGAGCCCACAUCUGGGAACACAGGGAUCGGGCUGGCUCUGGCCGCUGCUGUGAAGGGUUAUCGAUGCAUUAUCGUGAUGCCAGAGAAGAUGAGUAUGGAGAAGGUGGAUGUGCUGCGGGCUCUGGGAGCUGAGAUUGUGAGGACACCCACCAAUGCCAGGUUCGAUUCCCCCGAGUCUCAUGUGGGAGUGGCAUGGCGACUGAAGAAUGAAAUCCCCAAUUCUCACAUUCUGGAUCAGUACCGAAAUGCCAGCAACCCCUUGGCGCACUACGAUGACACUGCCGAGGAGAUCCUGCAGCAGUGUGAUGGGAAGCUGGACAUGCUGGUGGCUUCAGUGGGCACAGGUGGCACCAUCACAGGUAUUGCCAGGAAGCUGAAGGAGAAGUGUCCUGGGUGUAAAAUCAUUGGUGUAGAUCCUGAAGGGUCCAUCCUUGCGGAGCCCGAGGAACUGAACCAGACGGAUCAAACAGCCUAUGAGGUGGAAGGGAUUGGCUAUGACUUCAUCCCGACAGUGCUGGACAGGGCGGUGGUGGAUAAGUGGUUCAAGAGCAAUGAUGAGGAGUCCUUCGCCUUUGCCCGCAUGCUCAUUGCACAGGAAGGACUGCUGUGUGGUGGAAGCUCAGGCAGCACUAUGGCUGUGGCCGUGAAGGCCGCCCAGGAGCUACAGAAAGGACAGCGCUGUGUGGUCAUCCUGCCCGACUCUGUGCGGAACUACAUGUCCAAGUUCCUGAGUGACAAGUGGAUGCUGCAGAAGGGCUUCAUGAAGGAGGAACUCUCAGUGAAGAGGCCUUGGUGGUGGCAUCUGCGUGUUCAAGAUCUGAACCUGUCAGCACCAUUGACUGUGUUGCCCACAGUCACCUGUGAGCACACCAUCACCAUCCUCCGAGAGAAAGGAUUUGACCAGGCACCUGUGGUCAACGAGUCAGGGGCCAUCCUGGGAAUGGUGACUCUUGGGAACAUGCUAUCAUCCCUGCUUGCUGGGAAGGUGCAGCCAUCAGAUGAAGUCUGCAAAGUCCUCUACAAGCAGUUCAAACCGAUCCACCUAACUGACACACUGGGCAUGCUAUCCCACAUCCUGGAGAUGGACCACUUCGCCCUGGUGAUCCAUGAGCAGAUCCAAUCACAAGACCAGGCCUGGUCAGGAGUGGUGGGGGGGCCUACAGACCACAGCAAUGGCAUGUCCAGCGAGCGGCAGAUGGUGUUUGGGGUUGUCACUGCCAUUGACCUGCUAAACUUCGUGACAGCCCAUGAAAAGAACCAGAAAUAGAGCCUGGAAGUCGGGACUGGCUUCCAUCUCUCCUGCUGGGGCUUCUUGGCUUUCAAGGACGUGGACCAGUCUCCAUGCCCAUGUCCAGCAGGUGGCAUGAACAGGUCGCUGUCUACACAAGCUGCAGAGGCCCAGCCUUCCUCCUAACACUCAGCUUCCUAAAUGAAUCCGAGCCUGAAUAGCUUACAUGGGUGUCCUCUGGUGUCAUGGAAGAAUUGAGGGAUGUCAGUCAGGGAAGACGAACAGAGUACAACUGUGACAAGACUGAGGGGUGCCAGGAAGUGUCCUCCCUAGAGAAGGCUCCAGCAUGGGGAAGGGCAAACCCUAUACCGACUCUGUCCAUCAGCAGAGCUAGUGUGUCCCCAGCAUGGGAGCAUGUGGGUUUGAAUGGAGAUGCAGUUCCUGUGACCUAAGCCCUGUGGCUGUGAACAGAGUGCCUGCAUAGGUCAUGCCCCAUCAUGCAGUUCUUCCUCACCUUCCCCUGCUUCCCUGACAAGCCUUACCUGCUUUCUGUCUCGAUGGGUUUCCCUGUUCUGGACACUUCCUAUUAAAUGCAAUCACACAGC
Molecule: messenger RNA, 2315 nt
Organism: Phodopus roborovskii (desert hamster)
Lineage: Eukaryota; Metazoa; Chordata; Mammalia; Rodentia; Cricetidae
Gene: Cbs
Product: cystathionine beta-synthase
Exons: 17
Coding region: 55-1749 (564 amino acids)
Cellular component (GO): cytoplasm
Molecular function (GO): cysteine synthase activity; cystathionine beta-synthase activity
Source: RefSeq, a predicted model, not a curated record